This is a messenger RNA of Eubalaena glacialis (North Atlantic right whale), 2785 nucleotides long. It is a transcript of the gene TLE6, whose product is annotated as TLE family member 6, subcortical maternal complex member. Gene Ontology annotation, biological process: negative regulation of canonical Wnt signaling pathway; regulation of DNA-templated transcription. The record is from RefSeq and is a predicted model, not a curated record. Gene Ontology annotation, molecular function: transcription corepressor activity; protein binding. Gene Ontology annotation, cellular component: nucleus; transcription regulator complex. NCBI's taxonomy places the organism in Eukaryota, Metazoa, Chordata, Mammalia, Artiodactyla, Balaenidae.
AUGGCAGUGGGACCCCAGACCGGCGCCGGCAGAGGAGUCUGGCGGCGGGACCAUCGGGGCUCUCGGACUCCCGGGAGCUCCGCCCCGGCCUGUGACCGCCCCACCCCUCGCCGAGCCCCGCUGGCCUCGGAGAACUGGGGCCGCGCCCAGCGGUGGCGGGAGCUACCACCACUCCGAGGCCAGAAGAGAUGGGACGUUCCCGGAAUUGGCGGAACCUCUGGGAGAGCCAGCCCCAACCUUUUCCAGGUUCUAGAAGGAAUGCUUCUGGUGCUGGAGGACUCACCCAGGGGCUCAGCCCCGUCCCACCGGCCUCCACCCGGGUGGGACCCGGGAAUUCACGCUUUUAAUGACCCCGCCCCCUACUCUUGGAACUGUGCCCCGCCCUCUGACCCAUUCCCACCGCCGCCCGCCACUCCUCCAGCCUCGGCCGACGAGCAGACGCGGGGCCAGGACCUGCGGUGGACACAGGAAAAACCUCCCUCGGGAGAAGCAGGCUGGCACGACUGUUGGGAGCGGAAAAGGGGGCAAGCCCUCGGCUUGGGACUGGUGGAGCCCCGAGGAGGGGCGGGCCAACAGCAUCCCCCAAUCGCCGAGCAGAGAAAGGCGAUUUCCCCCGCCCCCCCGCGGGACGCGAUUGGGCCCAAGGGACCCAUCCCCAGCCUUUUUCCAGGUUCUAGGCAGGAUGCUUCUGGUACAGGGAGGGCUGCCAGGGUGACUGAGGCUCAUCCUGAGGCCGGCCUUCCAGCCCGGAACUAUCAGGACGCCCUGGAUCAGCUCAAGCAGCAAUUCCCCAGGACCAGGCCUGGUUCAUUGGAGGAACAGCAAGGAGGCCCAUGUGUCUGGAGCAGAGCAGAAAACUUCCUACAGAUAGUGGAGACCUGCGGCCAAUCCCUGGGCUUCCAGCUGCGGGAGCACCAGGGAAACCAGGCGUUCCCCAGUGAGCAGCCCAACCAGGGCCCCCAGCACCCAGAGGCCAAGACCCCACAGCCCUCCAGUCUCCAGGGGCCAGACUUCGAAGACAUCAUGGCCACGAGGUCAUCCGACUGGCUCCAGCAGACCCCCGGAGUGGACGACCAUGCAGGCCACCAGCUAGACAUGCGGCCGUCCUGGGACUCGGAGCCCCGGUUUUGGCAGGAUGUUCUGACAGAGCAGCUCUGGCAGAUUUUUGCUGGGACCCAGGAUCAGGGGGAGCGCCCGAGACGCAGGACAACAGAGCAGGCGCCAGGCCAGGUAAGUAACUGGAAUCCUCGGUACCCGGAAGAGUGGGCUUUGUCCUGGCUGGGCCGCCUGGCUUUGACCUCUGGAUGCCCGUGGGAUUGGCAUGCCUCCCCCACCCUCAGUCCUUGGAUACCCUCAGAGGACCUGAGCCUGUCUGCAGCUCCGCCUGGGCGGGAGGAUGGGACUUCAGGCAGUUGGAGCGUCCUGUCCACACUGCCUGGGCCCGCCUACCGUGUUCCAGUUCUCAGACCGACCCUGGGCAGGUCCUUUGGUCUGACUGAUCUCCCCAAUUCCCGCGGGCAGGAAAGCCAGGAGCCAGCACCACGACACUUGGGAGUGAAACUGCUCCCCAAGGACACUUUGGUUCUCAGCCCAGCUACGCCCUCCCCCAGCUCCUCUGAGGGCUCCCGAAAGGGAAGCACAGGACUGGGCACUGUAGGAGAGGGGGUGUUCUCCCGCAUGGCCCAGGAGCUUGCCGUAAAAUCCUAUCAAUUUCUGAAGCCCAUAUGCUGGGACCCUGAGGACUUUGAAAACACGUGGAAUAGGCCUGAUGCCUUGCCCUGGCAGUCCAAGAAGCUGGCCGUGCCACACAGAGUGGAGAAGAUGCGGAGGCUAGAACAUGGGGAACCCGUGCUGGCCACGGCCGUCAGCAGCUUCACGCGGCACGCCUUCACCUGCGGCAGGGGCGGCGUCAAGGUGUGGAGCCUGGUCGGCCAGGUGGUGGAGGCCAAGUUUCCGGAGAGCUACCUGCGCGUACAGACCCAGAGGGCCUACCUGCGCACCUGCUUGCUGUUCUCAAACAGCACGGCCCUGCUGACGGGCGGCCACAACCUGACCAGCGUGAGCCUGUGGGACCUGACGGCACCUUCCCUGUACGUGAGAGUGGAGCUGCCCUGUGCGGGCCUCACCUGCCAGGCCCUGGCCGCCAGCCCUGAGGACAACCUGGCCUUUGCCGGCUUCACCGAUGGCAGCGUCAGGAUCUGGGACCUGCGGAACCAGAGCGUGGUCAGGGACCUGCCGGGUCACCUGAACGGUGCCAAGAGCAUCGCUGUCAAAGACCAGCACAUCUGGACGGGGGGUCUGGACGCCUGCCUGCGGUGCUGGGACCUGAGGACGACUGGGGAGCCCCAGGAAUACCAGUUCGAGUCUCAGAUAAUGAGCCUGUCCCCCAGCCCCUCGGAGGACUGGGUGCUGGUGGGCACAGCCAAUGGCCAGCAGUGGCUGCAGCCCAGCCUCGGGGGCCAGAAGUACAUGGUGGGGUGUAAGGACGGCACCAUCCUCGGUCUCAAGUUCUCCCCGCUGGGCCAGUGGUGGGUGAGCGUGGGGACGGACAACCUGGUCAGCGUCUUCAGCAUGCCCAUGGGGACCACGGUGGUCCAGGUACCCGAGACGUCCUCCAUCAUGUGCUGCGACGUGUCCCCCAGCAAUCACCUGAUCGUCACGGGGUCCAGGGACCACGCCUCAGUGUACCAGAUCACGUACUGAGGGCUCGCCAGCAUGGGUGGGGCGAGCACAGCUGGACCUAUGAUCUUUGUCACGUGUAAUAAAAGCAUUUGGAAAAAGCACG